AUCUCUUCAUAUUCGGUAUCGUCAUUUCUUCUUCAUUAUCAUCAUCAUCAUCGGUUCUUUCUAGAGAUAAAAUCGAUUGUUCUAGUUAGAUGAUUUCACUCUUCAAUUAGGCGUACAACCUGAUUGCAUCGGAAAUUAUCCACUUUCACAUCGCAUCGGUCUGAUUCAUUUGGUAUUACUGUUUUUAAACUCGCGCACAAUCGGCAUCCAACAUACGAUAGACCUGGACAUAACAAAUAAGUGUUUUGAUUGUUAGGGUUCUUGGUUUGUUCAUUCAAUCGCAACACUCGGAGUAAAUUUUACAGUUUUGUAAGGCUGUUCUACACUGAUAUACGCAUAUAUGCAUGCAUCUGUAUAGCAUACUGCUUCAGCCCUGGGGAGUGAGGAUUGUUUCUGCGCCGAUUGGCUACGGUAUAUGUUUAGGAUGGAGAUUGACUCAUCGCUGGAACUUGAUGCACUCUCUCCUCAAGAUUGUAUUAUUCAGAGACUCACUGCUCUAGGAGUUCCAGUAAAGAAUCUGGAGAAGCUUCAACCAGGCCUGAUUAGUUUUAUAAAGAAUAACAAAAAUCGGAUUCCUGAGCUGGUCUCUGCAAUCUUGCCAAGUGAUGAGGAAGCAGUUGCAAUUUCUGAUUCAAACCUUGCUGAUUAUUUCUCUGAAAGCUUGGUCUGGUGUCAGUGGUUAAUGUUUGAGGGAAAUCCAAAUGAUGUCUUGCAAAUGUUAGCAGAAAAUGGUGGUGGCGGGCGAGGUGUGUGUGGUGCUGUUUGGGGAAACAAUGAUAUAGCUUACCGCUGCAGAACAUGUGAGCAUGAUCCAACUUGUGCUAUAUGCGUCCCUUGUUUUCAGAAUGGGAGCCACGCUGAUCAUGAUUAUUCUAUUAUAUAUACUGGUGGUGGCUGUUGUGACUGUGGAGACAUAACUGCAUGGAAACGAGAUGGUUUCUGUUCAAAGCACAAAGGUGCAGAAGAGGUGCAACCCCUCUCAGAUGAGAUUGCAAAGUCGAUUGGACCAGUUCUUGAUUCUCUUCUUGUUUGUUGGAGAAACAAGCUAAUGGUAGCAGAAACGGUAUCUAAGGGAAGUCCUAGAGUAAAAGCUCAUGUUUCAGAGUGGAGAACUGCUGGAGAUUUAUUGACAUCAUCUGUGUUGGAUAUGCUUUUAGACUUCUGUCAGUAUAGUGAAAGUUUGCUGAGCUUCAUUUCUGGUAGAGUGUGGUCUUCUGUUGGUUUGUUGGAUAUAUUGGUAAAGGUUGAGAGUUGGUUGAGUGAUGAUAACAUUAAGAAGCUUCACGAGUUAUUUCUGAAAUUGUUGGGUGACCCUUCAUUCAAAUAUGAGUUUGCCAAAGUGUUUGUUAGCUAUUACCCCACACUUGUUGGGGAAGCUAUUAAACAAUGCAGUGAUAAUAUUUUUAAGAGGUUUCCACUAAUUUCCACAUUCUCUGUGCAAAUCUUCACGGUGCCUACUUUAACACCGCGGUUGGUCAAGGAACAAAAUCUUCUAGGUAUGCUAUUGGAAUGCUUGGGGGACAUUUUUGUUUCUUGUGCUGGAGAAGAUGGCCGACUACAGGUUAGUAAAUGGGGAAACUUAUACGAAACUACCCUACGUGUUGUUGAAGAUACACGAUUUGUAAUUAGUCACGCUGUAGUCCCAAGAUAUGUGACCCGUGAGAGGCGAGAUAUCCUGAAGACAUGGAUGAGGCUUCUGGCAUUUGUGCAAGGGAUGAACCCUUUGAAAAGAGAAACAAACAUUCAUGUUGAAGAAGAAAAUGAUACUAUGCAUUUGCCUUUUGUUUUGUGUCACUCUAUUGGAAACAUUCAUACUCUUUUAGUGACAGAGGCAUUUUCAUCAUGCGGUGAUGAGGACAUGGAUGAUGAAAAUAGGUUGAACUUGUAUAAUGAAGACCAGGACAACUUGAGGCAUGCAAAAGUAGGAAAGCUUUCACAAGAAAGUUCAGUCUGUAGUUCAUCAUUAAGGGGCAGUUACCCUGUUCCUGAGUUUACUGAUGAAAAAUUUGAUCUUCUACUUCCAUCUUCUGUGUCUUGGUUUAUAUUUGAAUGCUUGAAGGCCAUUGAGAACUGGUUGGGUGUAGAUAAUACAUCAGGUCCUCUUGAUACUUUGUUACUCAAAACAUCAAAUUUAUCAGGAAAUGAUUUCUUUGCAUUGAGGAAAACUUUGUCAAGGCUUAGAAGGGGGAAAUCAUUUUUCAAGUUGUAUAAUAAUCCACCUGCCUACAGUAAGCUGACAACUGAAAGUGACCUUCAGAGUGUACAGUAUUUUAAACCAGCUCAAGGAAGACUUCAUGCUAGUACUGCCGUGGAUGGAAGACAAGUCACUGGUUCAAAUGUUUUUGAUGAUAGCAUAGCGGAAAAAGAUUGUGGUAAUGAAUUAGAAGAUCUCAGCAUCCUAUGUCUAUCGGAAUGGCCAAAUAUAGCAUAUGAUGUUAGUUCACGGGAUGUCUCAGUUCAUAUACCAUUGCAUCGAUUGCUUUCCUUGGUCUUACAAAAAGCAUUAGGAAGAUGUUACGGAGAAGAUGCAACAACCACUUCCUCUACUACGGAUUUUUUUGCGUUUGUUCUUGGAGGAUGCCAUCCAUGUGGAUUCUCAGCUUAUGUAAUGGAGCAUCCUUUGAGAAUUAAAGUUUUCUGUGCUGAAGUUCAUGCUGGAAUGUGGAAGAGAAAUGGUGACACUGCCAUACUAUUUUAUGAGUGGUAUCGUUCAGUGCGUUGGUCUGAGCAGGGUUUAGAGCUUGAUCUAUUUCUGCUGCAAUGCUGUGCUGCUUUGGCUCCUCCAGAUCUUUUCAUCAAUAGAAUAGUAGAGCGUUUUGAGUUAUCAAACUAUCUUUCUCUUUCUCUUCAGCGGUCUAGUGAGUAUGAACCUGUUUUGGUUCAGUCAAUGCUUACUCUUAUCAUUCAAAUUAUAAAAGAGAGGAGGUUCUGUGGAUUAACCGUUGCCGAGUGUCUGCAACGGGAAUUGAUUUAUAAGCUUGCACUUGGGGAUGCUACCCAUAGUCAGUUGGUGAAAUCUCUUCCCCGUGAUCUCUCCAAAAUGGACCAGCUUCAGGGAAUUUUGGAUAAAGUGGCCGUGUAUUCCCGUCCAUCUGGAAUGAAUCAGGGCAUGUAUAAGUUGCGUCUACAAUACUGGAAAGAGCUGGAUUUGUAUCAUCCUAGGUGGAAUUCAAGAGAUCUUCAAGUUGCAGAGGAAAGAUAUCUACGGUUUUGCAAGACUCCCGCAUUUACCACUCAACUUCCCCAGUGGUCAAAGAUAUAUAAACCUCUCACUGGUAUAGCUGGAGUAGCUACUUGCAAAGGGGUUCUCGAAAUUGUCCGAGCUGUUAUGUUUUAUGCGGUUUUCACUGAUAAGGCAACUCCGUCACGUGCACCUGAUGGCGUUCUUCUAACAGCAUUGCAUUUUAUUUCGUUGGCAUUAGAUGUAUGCAUCAAUAUGAGAAAAGCUGAUGAUAUAUCUUGUAAUCUUAAUAAUUCAGUCCCAAUUGUAGCUUUUGCAACUCAAGAAGUUUCUGUUGGAUUUCCUAGCCGGUCUAGUGAUCAAAGUUUGUUGUCACUUCUUGUGGCAUUAAUGAAAACGCACAAGAAGGAAAAUUCUGAUGUCUUUAUGGAAGCUGGUACUUUGAACUUAUCAUCUCUGAUUGAAAAUCUGCUCAAGAAGUUCGCGGAAAUCGACCCUGGAUGUAUGGUUAAAUUGCAAAAACUUGCCCCUGAAAUUAUUGAUCAUCUAUCUCAAUCUCUUACCAUUAGUGAUGCACCUGUUGGUGUUUCAAUUUCCGAUGUGGACAAACGCAAAGCAAAAGCUCGAGAAAGGCAAGCUGCCAUGCUGGAAAAGAUGCGGGCUCAACAAUCCAAAUUUUUAGAAAGCAUUACUUCCACGCCAGAUGAAGGGAUGGGUGAUUCAAGAUGUGAGGAAGAGUCUUCUGAUGCUGAAACUGACUCUAGCAAGUCCACUAGAGCUAUCUGUUCUCUAUGUCGUGAUCCAAAAUCUGAAAGUCCUCUGUCUUUCCUGAUUCUUCUCCAGAAAUCGAAACUCAUGGGUCUCGUUGAUAGGGGUCCCCCUUUGUGGGAACAAGAUUGCCAGCCUAUGUCUUUCCAAACUGCAGAUGAAAAUGUUCAAUCAAGUGAUAUCACUGAAUUAAGUGUUUCAGAAGGGGUCUCUUUGCCUUCAUUGAAUCAAUUGAUUCAAACUCCCAUAAGUGUUCUCGCUUCUGAACAGCAGCAUGAUGAAGUUGAUGCCCUUGUUAAAUUCAUAAGAGCUCGCUUUCCUUCUAUUAACAAUAUUCAACUGCCUCAUCCAACAAAACAAUUGACAGAAAAGGCUUCAUGGUCACCAGAGAUGUUUGAAGAACACCUAUACUUGUCAAUUCGGGAGAAGAUGCUUGUUUUUUUGCACCCAAAUAAUUCUGAGCUUGAUGGGAAAUUAUCUGACGAUGAAGGAACUUCAACAAGAAACAUUGCUGUAGAGUCUAUUUUUCUUGGAAAGUACGUAGCUGCCCUUUCAAGGGAUGCAUUAGAGACCCCUUCCUCCUCAGAAACUUCCAAUUCUGGAAAUAGAUCUGCUGAGUCGUCCACCCUCCUUCCUGCAUGUGACGGACUUCGACCAUCAGGUUGUGAUGGAGUUUAUCUUUCUUCAUGUGGGCAUGCUGUGCACUUGGCUUGUCUUGACCUUUAUUUGUCUUCCUUGAAGGAAAGGUAUAAUAGGAGAAUCGUUUUUGAGGGUGGACAUAUUGUAAAUCCAGAUCAGGGGGAAUUCCUUUGUCCAGUAUGUCGUGGACUUGCAAAUGCAGUCUUACCUGCGCUACCUGUAGAUACACUAUCAGAUUUCAAGACUCCAGUUGUAGAGGACAAUUAUUUGGAUGUUAUUAGUCCUUUAACCUCGUCAAAAGGAGAAAUUGUUUCUCUUCGUCUUCGAGGCGCUUUAGCUCUCAUUCGCGCUGCAUCAAGUGUUUGUCUGAAAAGUGAAACACUAAAAGCUGUCCCAGUACAUCAGAAUGGAAGUUUAAAUCUAAAUAUGGACUCUAUGAUACGUGUACUGUCUAGAAUAUAUUCUCCUGGAAAACAUGAUAAACUUUCAGGGUCUCCUAGGUUAAGCCACUCAUUGAUUUUGUGGGACACAUUAAGAUACUCUCUUAUGUCUACUGAAAUUGCUGCACGUUGUGGAAAGAGUUCCUUAGCUCCAAACCAUGACCUCACUACGUUAUUCAAAGAACUCAAAAGUUCAAGUGGAUUUAUACUGGCCUUGUUGCUAAAAACUGUACAACUUAUGAGAUCCAAAAGUAGUCUAAGUGCUCUCCAGAGAUUGAAAGGCAUUCAGCUCUUUGAAGAGUCUAUAUGCUCUGGUAGUUACCAUGACCAAGUAUCCAGCAGCACAAGCAUGAAAAGAGGUGAUGUGUUAUCUAUCUUGGAACAUGUUGAAGGAGGAUGGCCCUCGUUUUGACAUUCAAUUUUGGAAACUGGCCUCUGGUCCUAUUCUUGCUCAUGAUGCUUUUUCGACCUUGAUGUGGGUUCUAUAUUGUCUUCCAAAUCAGUUUCUCUCCUGCGACGAAUCUUUCUUAUCUCUUGUGCAUAUUUUCAACGGUGUUCCGUUUGUUCAGGUA
This is a messenger RNA of Impatiens glandulifera, 5600 nucleotides long. Its product is annotated as E3 ubiquitin-protein ligase PRT6. Lineage: Eukaryota; Viridiplantae; Streptophyta; Magnoliopsida; Ericales; Balsaminaceae. The record is from RefSeq and is a predicted model, not a curated record. Gene Ontology annotation, cellular component: cytoplasm; ubiquitin ligase complex. Gene Ontology annotation, biological process: protein ubiquitination; ubiquitin-dependent protein catabolic process via the N-end rule pathway. Bases 416 to 5440 code for a protein of 1674 amino acids. Gene Ontology annotation, molecular function: zinc ion binding; ubiquitin protein ligase activity. The transcript has 12 exons.